Saimiri boliviensis boliviensis (Bolivian squirrel monkey) is the source of this 647-nucleotide messenger RNA. Lineage: Eukaryota; Metazoa; Chordata; Mammalia; Primates; Cebidae. The record is from RefSeq and is a predicted model, not a curated record.
UCCAGCUCCUCCUCCAACAUCGACCCAGUCAACUAUAUUGAAACAAAUGAUUCAAUCAUCCAACUACCCUCUAAAGUAGUGAUAGAAGAUAUUACUAUGGAGCUACACUGCCCACUGUGCAAUGAUUGGUUUUGUGACCCACUGAUGCUAAGCUGUGGCCACAACUUCUGUCAAGCCUGUAUCCAACAUUUUUGGAGGCUGAAAGCAAAGGAAACAUUCUGUCCUGAGUGUAAGAUGGUAUGUCAGUAUAGCAACUGUACAUUCAACCUUGUACUGGACAGGUUGGCAGAGAAGAUUAAGAACUUACCCCUACUCAGGGGCCACCCACAGUGCCCAGAGCAUGGAGAGAACCUGAAAUUGUUCAGCAAACCAGAUGGGAGACUGAUCUGCUUUCAAUGCAAGGAUGCUCGUUUGUCUGUGGGGCAGUCUACGGAGUUCCUGCAAAUCUCUGAUGCUGUCCGUUUCUUCACGGAGGAGCUUGCCACCCAGCAGGGUCAACUGGAGGCAACUCUGAAGGAGCUUCAGUCCCUGAAGAAGAGGCAGAAGGAAGCUAUUGCUGUUUACAAGGUGAGGAGAAAGACAGAGGGGCUAUGAGAUACAACUGGAACACAUCCUUCUUGUAACUUUAGCUAUGGGCACAAAGGUGC